AUGCAACGAGCCCGGAACUUCCGGCGAGAUGACAGCCGUAUAGUCAUACACUUCGACUACGAUUGCUUCUACGCUUCCGUUGUCGAACAUGAGAAUCCUGCCCUCAAGGCUGUGCCGCUUGCAAUCCAGCAGAAACAGAUUGUGGUGACAUGUAAUUAUGAGGCUCGGCGGCGAGGCCUGCACAAACUGCAGCUCAUCAGCGAAGCCAAAAGGAUCUGUCCUGAGGCAGUCAUUGUUCUUGGUGAGGACUUGACUCGUUUCCGCAACGCAUCCAAAGAGCUGUACAGCUUUCUUCAACGGUCAAUAUGGAGUGGCCGGGCAGAGCGCCUUGGGUUCGACGAGGUGUGGCUUGACUGUACAGACAUGGUCCACUACAACAUAGGUCUGUUGAACCCGAAUGACCUCGCGCACUCCUUUUUCUGUCUCAAUAGAGAAGAUCCUACCAUUGGAUUCCAUUAUGAUGCGUCUGUCGCCUUUGGGCCGACGUAUCCUGCGAACCCUCCAAACCCCGAGUUAAGUGAGGAAGAGGAGCGUCAUUUGCGUUUGAGAUUAGUACUCGGCUCGCAUCUGGCGAAGCAUCUUCGGCAUGAGUUGGAAUACCAUAAAGGUUACACUGCCACUGUGGGGAUCGCUACGAAUAAGCUCUUAUCGAAACUCGUCGGCAACGUGAACAAGCCGAUGAGCCAGACCACGCUCUUACCGCCUUACCAGCCUGUCGGCCUGUCAGGGGCCACCGUCACCGACUUUCUCGACGGCCAUGAUAUUGGCAAGAUCCCCGGUAUUGGGUUUAAGAGUGCUGAAAAGAUCAGAGCUUACGUCCUGGGCAGGGCUCCGGACUUCUUUAUUGACUAUGCCAACGGAGGCAGGAAAGAACCGCUGACUGUUCUCGCCGUUCGAAGCCAUCCCGGCAUGGAGCCCGACUUGCUUGAGGAGAUACUUGCAGGCCCAGGCUCGGUAAGGGGCAUUGGCGGUAAAAUAUGGGAGCUUAUCCACGGCAUCGACGACAGCGAGGUUGGUAGAGUGAAGCGUGUUCCGUCACAGAUCAGCCAGGAGGACUCGUAUAUGAAACACUUGCAAACUUUUGAACUGGUCAAGAAACAGCUACACAUUCUGGCGGAAAGAUUGAUUCGCCGGAUGCAAAUGGAUCUACUCGACGAAGAAAGCCCAACUGAUCGUCCAGGGCGGUACUGGUUGGCUCAUCCACGAACUCUGCGGUUGUCCACCAGGACUCGCCCUGUGUCCGGGCCAGAUGGUGCGCGUCCAAGAAUGUCUAAUCGCAUUUCCCGAUCCGCGCCACUGCCAAGUUUCGCGUUCAGCCUGGUCGAAGACCCUACCAUCCUUGCUGACCGUUUGGUGGAAGAGGUGCUGGUGCCCAUGUUCCGCAAACUGCAUCACGAGAAGGCAGGCUGGCAUAUCAACCUCAUCAACGUCGCCGUGACCAACAUGGCCGAAACUGCAGGGGAAAGCAAGGACAGCGAAGGAAGAGACAUUGGUAGAAUGUUUCGUCGACAGGACGAAGUGCUCAAAGAUUUCAGAAUCCGGCCUGUAUCGGAGCCACCUGAGGAUUUGCACCCUGCGGUGCAGGCGCCCGAAACACGUGUGAAAGGCCUAAUUGCUGACCCGCCUACCACGGAUGCCUGGGACUCGGAGCCAGACGACAGCCAUCAGGCCGAGCUCUGUGGAUUCUGUCACCAGGACAUUCCAGUAUUUGCAAUGGCCGCGCACCAGAGAUAUCACCAGCUAGGUGACUGA
Messenger RNA from Exophiala dermatitidis NIH/UT8656, 1752 nucleotides. RefSeq names its product DNA polymerase iota subunit. Lineage: Eukaryota; Fungi; Ascomycota; Eurotiomycetes; Chaetothyriales; Herpotrichiellaceae. Gene Ontology annotation, biological process: translesion synthesis. The record is from RefSeq and is a predicted model, not a curated record. The transcript has 2 exons. Bases 1 to 1752 code for a protein of 583 amino acids. Gene Ontology annotation, molecular function: damaged DNA binding; DNA-directed DNA polymerase activity.